AUGGCGACAGCAACUUGUAACGCCCCAGACUCAGGAGGAUCCAGUUUUGCAAAGACUUACCUGAAAUCCGGAGCCGGUGUACUGUACGCUCUGCUGAACACAGCAGCCGUCGCCUUUGCGGCACAGUUCAUGGCCUGGAGUAGCCAGGCAGGCAUACCUGGGCUACAGCUGAUCUUCCUCAUCAAACUUGUACAGCUACUUGUUGUCCUCGUCGCCCUGCCCUUCUUUAGACCAAAGCUGACGACUGAAAACGGACGUCAAACUCUACUCUUGGUACUGUCGACAAUUAUUGAAAACCUUGGAUCCGCCUUCUUGUACCUGUCAUUUGCCUUUGUUGUCUCUGGGAUCGCCUUUGGCAUCAUACGAGGAUCGGUGCCCUUCGUCUCGGCCUGUAUUGGAUUCUUGUUCCUGAAGGAAACUGUGGGCGCCGUGGAUUGUUUCGGAAUCGUCUUCACUGUAGCCGGGGUGAUAGUUGUCGCAGUCGGAAUGAUCACGGAGAACACUUCGUCCACGCGGCGUCUGACUACGUCCAUUCUUCUUCCGCUCGCGACGACCUUUAGUAAAAGUUCAGGCAUCGUCAUCGCACGUUCGCUCAUCGGUGUACAGAAGUUCUCCGUUCUAACCGUGCUCUUCUACGCCAACCUGGCAGGAGCGGUCGUGCUACUUGUGGUAACGUACACGACAGAGACCCCGCCAGUUUGGUCGAUGUCCACACAGACUGUGGGUUAUGUUAUCGGAUUGUGCCUGUGUGCCUGCUGCGGACAACUUGCAACAAGACUCGCACUGAAGACGGAAAAAGCGGGAAUUACUGCGACCAUCAAGACUUUUACCAUACCCCUUGCGAUGUUCUUGGACUACAUCUUUCUCUCGGAGUUUCCAAGUCCGGUCAAGUUUGGCGGUGUUGUACUUAUAGUGUUCGGUACCGGUGUAGUGGCGGUGUAUACAUGGUGGAGGCAUCGCAAAGAGACUCUUCACAAAAAUCUCAUGGAGAGAUUAAACUUUGGUAACUAA
This is a messenger RNA of Branchiostoma belcheri (Belcher's lancelet), 1011 nucleotides long. Its product is annotated as solute carrier family 35 member G1-like. The record is from RefSeq and is a predicted model, not a curated record. Gene Ontology annotation, cellular component: membrane. Bases 1 to 1011 code for a protein of 336 amino acids. NCBI's taxonomy places the organism in Eukaryota, Metazoa, Chordata, Leptocardii, Amphioxiformes, Branchiostomatidae. The transcript has a single exon.